Dryobates pubescens (Downy woodpecker) is the source of this 1245-nucleotide messenger RNA. It is a transcript of the gene FAM187A, whose product is annotated as family with sequence similarity 187 member A. NCBI's taxonomy places the organism in Eukaryota, Metazoa, Chordata, Aves, Piciformes, Picidae. Bases 1 to 1245 code for a protein of 414 amino acids. The transcript has a single exon. The record is from RefSeq and is a predicted model, not a curated record.
AUGGAGCUGAGGCUGCCAGGGGCUGCCCUUCUCCUCUGCCUGGUGGAUGUUCUCCAAGCUUUUGCAAGCGAAGAGAUGGGAGAUGGCUUCAGGAGAGCAGCCUGUCCCGCCUUCCUCAUGUUCGACAACGCCGCUUACUUGGCCGACAUGACCUUCGAGCUCCCCUGCCACUGCAAGCCCCAGGAGGUCUCCUCUGUCACUUGGUACUUCCUGGAGAAGAUGGGCAGCCGCAGGACCACGGUGCUGACAGACUUUGCGGGCACCGUGCUGGUGGACUCCAGCCACGUGGGCGCGGGCAGCGCCGUGCUGCAGCGCUUCAGCAUCCGCAUGUUCAGCCUCGUCGUCUUCCGGGCGCAGGUGAGCGACUCGGGGCACUACCUGUGCGGCACGGAGGAGGGGCACUACUUCUACGGCUACGACGUGGACGUGCAGCCCACCAGCCGCAUCAGGGUGACCUUCGUGGACAGGGGCCAGCACGUCCGCCUCGACCACGCGGGGAAGCUCUUCAGGCUCUUCACCACCUUCUGGGCCUGGAGCCGCUGCGACCGCUGCGGGGUGAGGGGCGAGCAGCGGCGGAUUGGCCUCUGCUACCUGCAGAGCGCCCAGCUGCACCCGCGCUACCGCACCGCCGUGCCCAACGUCACCUCCUGCGGCUCCAGGGCCGUCCCCGCGCGCUUCCGGCGCCCCCUCCGCCUCCGCGGCCCCGAGGUGGCCAUCCGGAGCUGCCUGACCCCUUGCCCGAAGGAGCAGGCGCCCGAGGAGGGCACCCAGGCCAUCUCCAACGUCAUCGCCAGCCUGGGCGAGGGGCCCUGGCGGCCGCGCGUGCCCACCCAGUUCCACCGGCAGAGCGCGGGGAGCAGCCUGAUCCUCGCCUGCCCGGGGGCCCGGCCCGAGCACGCCGUGGCCUGGGACCGGGGCUCGGUGCGGCUCUACCGCUCGCGGUACCUGCGCGGCGUCAACGGCACCAUGAGGAUCUUCAUCGACCACGGGAACCACCUGCACCUGCGGCGGGUGCGGGUCGGCGACAGGGGCACCUACUACUGCUGGCGCCAGGGCCGGCUGGUGGCCGCCUUCCGGCUCAGCAUCGCCCACCCCACGCGGCGCCGGCGAGCCUUCGACGACCCCGAGACCAUCUACGCCGCCAAGGCCAUCGGCAUCGGCUACGGCCUCAUCACCAUCGUCUUCAUCCUCAUCCACCUGUGCCGCUGCCUCUGGAGGGUGCUCAGGGGCCCUGCCAGGAGGUAG